AUGACCGGCCAGGACGAUGUCGUCUAUAUCCCAACCAAUGCCAUCUCCGAGCAGCAUCACUACACCCCGCCUACCCCCUCUGUCACCAUUCUCAAAUCAGGGACUGUUCGUGUAGAAGGCCACAGACCCCUCCUCUCCGACAUUCGACUGGAAAAACAUGUGCCAGUCACCACGCGGGAUGGGACAGUUCUCUACAUUGACAUUUACCGACCCGCCAAUGCUCCCUUGGGCACAGUCCCUGCGAUUUUGGCCGCAGGACCAUUUGGUAAAGACGGGGGUCCCAACUUGUGGCAUUUUAACCAGUGGCCCUGGCGCUUCGGAUGUCCUAGAAUCGCGACGUCUGGGUUGGAGAAAUUUGAAGGGCCAGAUCCGGGCUAUUGGUGUUAUCAUGGCUAUGCCAUUGUGCACUCGGACUGUCGGGGAGUGUGGGAAUCACAGGGGGAGGUGGUUACGAUGCCAUGUCAAAAGGAAGGCCAGGACAACUACGACAUGAUCGAAUUCCUAGCGGCCCAGCCAUGGUGCAAUGGGAAGAUCUCCAUGACGGGGAAUAGUUACUUGACCAUGACCCAGUAUUACACUGGCGCAGAGAACCCCCCUCACCUUGCUUGUUUGGCGCCCUGGGAGGGCAUGUGCGAUUUAUAUGAAGAUCAAGUUCGUCGGGGAGGAAUUCCGAACCCCGGGUUUGUGGACGGAACCAUGCGUGGAGACAUUGCCUCUGCGACAGGCAGCAAGGCGAUUGACUACAAUGCCAUGUGCUACAAGUACCCCCUCAAGAAUGCAUUUUGGAAACAGUACCGGCCAGAUGUGACCCAGGUCAAAUGUCCGGUGUACAUGGUCUCAACUUGGACCAAUGCCUUGCAUGUCAAUGGCACCUUUACUGCAUGGCAGGAACUGGGGAGUGAAGAGAAGUGGCUGCGGAUUCACAACUCCCAUGAGUGGCCUGACUACUACAACGAGGAAAGCGUACUGGACCUGCGGCGCUUCUACGACUUUUACUUGAAGGGAAUAAACAACGGUUGGAAUUACACCCCGACAGUUCGAAUGAGCAUUCACAACCCCGGAGGCACCGAUGUUAUCUAUCGACCAGAGCGCCAAUUCCCUCUGAAACGACAGUUGCCAUUGAAACUCUUCCUCGAUUCGACUACCCUUACCAUGCAGGAAAGCCCCGCAAGCGCGCCCAGCACCAUCUCCUACGACGCCCAAACCGGUCAGGUCCAGUUCCGGAUGCCCGUCCUUGCCCCUGUGGAAUUCACCGGCUACAUCAAACUCCGCCUGUGGACGGAAGCCCAAGGCUCGGAUGACAUGGAUAUUUUUGCGACCCUAGCCAAGUACAACCCCACCACCAACCAAGUCCUUGAAAGCCAAUUAGUCGAUGUCGGACGACUCCAAGACAACCCCAUCCAAGAGCAGCAAGAACUCAUCCGUCGACACUCGGCUGAUCCCAAAGACUGCGAGACCUACUUCGACCCCGGCCCGAUGGGCUGUCUCCGCGCGAGUCACCGGGAGUUGGACGAAGACAAGUCAAGUCUCUUCCAUCCCGUACAUACGCAUCAACGGGAGUUGCUGCUGCAAUCGGGGGAGGUUGUUCCCUUGGAUAUUGCUUUCUGGCCAUAUGGCAUGAUCUGUAACCCGGGCGAGGAGUUGCGGCUGACUGUAUCGGGGGUGCAUCUCAAGGAACAUCUUCGUUCGAAUGAUGUACGGCCGAGGUUGCGGAAUAAGGGGACCCAUGUAAUCCAUACGGGGGGGAACAGGGACUCGUAUUUUUUGUUGCCAUUGAUUCCGGCUGAGUGAGUGAGUGAGUGAG
Messenger RNA from Aspergillus sclerotioniger CBS 115572, 1804 nucleotides. Its product is annotated as hydrolase CocE/NonD family protein. The transcript has 4 exons. The record is from RefSeq and is a predicted model, not a curated record. Lineage: Eukaryota; Fungi; Ascomycota; Eurotiomycetes; Eurotiales; Aspergillaceae. Bases 1 to 1791 code for a protein of 596 amino acids. Gene Ontology annotation, molecular function: dipeptidyl-peptidase activity.